This is a messenger RNA of Arabis nemorensis, 561 nucleotides long. The record is from the annotation of a GenBank genome assembly. Lineage: Eukaryota; Viridiplantae; Streptophyta; Magnoliopsida; Brassicales; Brassicaceae.
AUGGCAGGGAAGAAAGAGAUGGAGGUUGUGAAAGGGCUAGACUUGGAGAGAUACAUGGGACGUUGGUACGAGAUUGCUUCUUUCCCCUCGUUCUUUCAGCCUAGGAACGGCGUCGACACUCGAGCCACCUACAAACUUAACCCGGACGGUACGGUGCACGUCUUGAACGAGACAUGGAACGGAGGGAAGAGAGCUUUUAUCCAAGGCAGUGCAUACAAGGCCGAUCCUAAGACCGAUGAGGCUAAGUUCAAAGUCAAGUUCUAUGUCCCUCCUUUCCUACCCAUCUUUCCCGUCACCGGUGACUACUGGGUCUUGUACAUAGAUCCCGAUUACCAGCACGCCGUGAUCGGCCAGCCUUCCAGGAGCUAUCUCUGGAUAUUGAGCAGGACUGCUCAUGUGGAGGAAGAGACAUACAAGCAGCUGGUUGAGAAAGCGGUGGAGGAAGGUUACGACGUAAGCAAGCUUCACAAGACACCUCAGAGUGACACACCACCGGAAACCGACACCGCCCCUGACGAUAAAAAGGGCAUUUGGUGGAUCAAAUCUCUAUUCGGCAAAUAG